Messenger RNA from Microthlaspi erraticum, 897 nucleotides. The record is from the annotation of a GenBank genome assembly. Lineage: Eukaryota; Viridiplantae; Streptophyta; Magnoliopsida; Brassicales; Brassicaceae.
AUGGUCUCUUAUGUCGUCCAAACUCUUCUCUUCUUGAUUUGGAGAACUUUGAUAUUUCGUCGUCCUGUUGACUCUUCCCAUGUUCGCACAAUGAUCGUCCCACCUGGACAAUCUUGCUGUCUUGAUACGGGGUAUCACACUCUUGGUUACUCUUUGGAUGAUUUAACAGGAAUCUCACCUGAACUAUGCAUGCAUCGCAUCAUCCUGGAGGAUGAGUCUAGUUCUUCAAUUGAACAUCCAAGGAGGCUAAACCCAAACCUAAAGGAAGUUGUGAAAAAGGAGAUAAUGAAGCUAUUGAAGGCUGGAGUGAUAUAUCCAAUAUCUGAUAGUGCAUGGGUCAGCCCUGUACAUGUCCUGCCAAAGAAAGGAGGGAUCACAGUCAUCAAGAAUGAACAUGAUGAGCUCAUCCCAACGAGGACAAUCACAGGACACAGAAUGUGUGUCGACUACAGGAAGCUGAACUCCUCUACGUGCAAGGACCACUACCCCCUGCCAUUCAUAGACCAGAUGCUUGAGCGCCUUUCCAAUCAUCAAUACUACUGUUUCUUAGAUGGAUACUCGGGAUUUUUCCAAAUUCCAAUCCAUCCAGAUGACCAGGAAAAGACUAACUUCACUUGUCCUUAUGGCACAUACGCUUAUAGGAGAAUCCCUUUUGGGCUGUGCAAUGCUCCAGCUACAUUCCAAAGGUGUAUGAUGUCCAUAUUCACAGACCUAAUAGAAGAGAUUAUGGAGGUUUUCAUGGAUGAUUUCUCAGUAUAUGGUUCCUCUUUUGAAUCAUGUUUGGGAAAUCUUGGAAGAGUGCUACAAAGAUGUGAAGACAAGCAUCUAGUUCUCAAUUGGGAGAAGUGUCACUUUAUGGUUAGGGAUGGAAUAGUGCUUGAACAUAGAAUCUCAUAG